GUUCAUCGUUCGUCUGCUCAAGCUUCUAGGUAUCUUACAAGAUUGUCCAUUUGGAAUCGAAUUCGGCUAUUCAGCCAAGGUGAAGGCCGAUGGCCCCCAAUAUAGACAAAGAAGCCGAUCAUAUCAAGAACAAAGCCAGAAAAGAAUUACUAGAACUACUUGAAGGGGUGCGCGGAAAGAAGAAUCUGGUCAUUGGGAAGGAUUUGACUGGGCUGCUCAGUCUGUUCGUACAGUUUCCCACACUCAAAGAGUACGGUGUGGACAAGGUGUUCGAGCUCGAAAAUGGCAACACCGACUCCUCCCAAAGAAACAUUGUUUAUCUUGUACAUGGUGAGAAGGCAAACUUGGUCCAGGCCGUAGCAGAACAGAUCAAGAAGAUACAGAAAAAUGGGUCGGUCGAGCAUGAGAUCUCCAUCAUUUGGGUUCCAAGAAGAACGCUCGUCUCGAAUAAGAUCCUGGAAGAUGAAGGGGUUCUUGGGGAUGUGAAUAUCUCCGAACUGCCUUUGUACUUUCUGCCCCUAGAAGACGACAUGCUGUCUAUGGAGCUCGAUGGAGCUUUCAGCGACUUAUAUCUGACACAUGAUCCUUCUCCGCUGUAUCUCGCUUCGAAAGCUCUGAUGUUGAUCCAGCAAAGACACGGUCUAUUUCCGCGGAUCCUGGGAAAAGGAGACAACGCUCGCAGACUAGCUAACCUGCUCCUCCGUGGACGCAAAGAGCUCGACGCCGAUGAAGCCGCAACGCAGUACACAAAUACCCCGAGCACGUCAAUCGAGCAGUUGAUAAUCUUAGACCGCGAUGUCGACUUCGCAACUCCACUGUUAACCCAGCUGACUUACGAGGGGCUGAUUGAAGAAUUGAUUGGGAUCAAGCACAACCGUGCAGAUGUUGAUACUUCGAUUAUCGGUGCUGCUCCUCAGCAGCAGCAACGAACCCAGACUGGAUCAUCCUCGGUACCUCCAGCUCCAGCGGUGCGACAAGGCCUCAAGCGCAGAAUACAGCUUGAAUCAUCCGACCCACUAUACGAAGACCUACGAUCCUCCAAUUUUGCUCUCAUAGGCCCACACCUCAACAAGAUCGCUCGACGCCUCGAAUCUGACUAUGAAGGCCGACACAAUGCUCGAGGAAUCAACGAGCUUCGGGACUUUGUGAACAAGUUGCCUGCCUUCCAACAAGAACAUCAAUCUCUGGCCGUUCACACGAACCUGGCAGAUGAAAUGACCAAACAGACCCGUUCUGACGCCUUCAAUCGCGAAUUGGAAGUGCAGCAGAACAUCGCUGCCGGAACAGAUCCAAUAUAUCAGCACGACACCAUAGAAGAGCUCAUUGCCCGUGACGCCCCUCUCAGCGCUGUUCUACGUCUGCUGUGCCUCGAAUCUACCGUUGCAGGCGGCCUCCGAAUGAAGGACCUGGACUCAUUUAGAAGGCAAAUAUUACACGCCUAUGGCUUCCAACAUCUCAUAACUCUCGACGCUUUAGAAAAAAUGGAACUGCUUCAGCCGCGCUCAUCAGCCUCGGCGCUACUUCUACCUGUCGGCGGUGCAGCAGGUCAGUCAGAAAAGGGCUCCAAGACAAACUAUGCGUAUCUGCGGAAAGAACUUCGGUUGAUCGUGGAUGAAUAUAACGAACAAGAUCCAGAGGAUGUCGCCUACGUAUACUCGGGCUACGCGCCGCUGAGCAUCCGAAUUGUGCAAUGCAUCCUUCAGAAACAAUAUCUUCAAGCUCUCCACAAGUCGCCCCUGCCUCUCACGCCUUCUAGCACGGGCUGGGCAGGAUUUGAAGACAUCCUCAAAUCUGCAAAGGGGCCGACAUUUAACAUUGCGCAAAAGCCAACAGACGAAAAAGCAGCCAAGGCGAAGGCGGCUCUUGCAGGAACAGGAAAUUGGAAGACUGUCUUCAUCAUGUUCCUCGGUGGGAUCACCUUCACGGAAAUUGCGGCACUCCGAUUCAUUGCACGCAAGAUCGCCGACUCUGGACAAAGGAGGAAGAUCAUGAUCUGUACGACGGGUAUCGUGAGUGGGAGAAGCAUCCUGGAUGGGUUGAUCGAGAAGUCAAACUUGGGUUCAGGUCUUGCUUCAUGAUGUCGACGUAG
Molecule: messenger RNA, 2089 nt
Organism: Exophiala viscosa
Lineage: Eukaryota; Fungi; Ascomycota; Eurotiomycetes; Chaetothyriales; Herpotrichiellaceae
Product: lysine-specific histone demethylase 1
Exons: 4
Coding region: 90-2078 (662 amino acids)
Biological process (GO): intracellular protein transport; vesicle-mediated transport
Cellular component (GO): CORVET complex; fungal-type vacuole
Source: RefSeq, a predicted model, not a curated record